AUGAUACGGUCAUCUGUUAGACAAAUAGGGUUCAGCGUCUCAAACCGACGUCAAUUUAGCGCUCUUCAAACGGUUGCUGAUUCUUUUGCACAGUUGCACGAUAUGUCUGGCGUGCCAUGGCUUGUGCUAGUCCCAAUUAGCACGUUCACUUUAAGAUCUCUUGUGACACUACCGCUGAGCAUAUGGCAACGCAGACGCAUUGUUAAGCAGCAAGAGCUGAAGAAGGUGGUUCAGGCAGUAGCUCCAGUAGUACGGCUAAGACUGGCAGCAGCAGUAAAUGGUGCAACCCCUGAGAAUAUUACAAGUGCUGGGAGCGUUGUCCGACCUGAGGAAAUUACUACAACUGUUGAAUCCUUAAAACCUGAGCAGAUCAUCAUGCUGUCCAUAAAAGAAACGCGAAAGAGGCAGAAAGCAUUAUUUAAGAAAUACGGCGUUCAAAUGUGGAAGAAUUCUGUUCUACCAUUGGUCCAAGUUCCGCUAUGGGUUACCUUAUCUAUGGGUAUUCGCCAGCUUACCGAACAGUCGUUGAUUGACACCCACAUAACAGGAACCCAUGCAUUGGCAUAUCUGAUGGAAGCUAAUGUCAUAUCUACCUUAGGUUCACUGGACUUGAGUCUUCCCCUCUCAGAAAUGCCACUGCUGAUACCUAUUGUCUUGGGAACUUUGAUAAUGGUUAAUGUUGAGUACAACGGCAAAGUUAUGGAAGCGACAACAAACUCUUUAUUAGGUAUUGAAACCGCCAAAUCGUCUACUUCGAAAUCUUCCCGUAUGUUUUCAAGUCUUCUCGGAAUUUCACGGUUAAGCUCCAUAUUUCUAAUGGGAGUAUCCUCGCAAGCUCCCAUACUACUCUCGCUGUAUUGGAUCAGCUCACAAUUAUACUCGUUAAUACAAAACAAGUUUCUCGACUGGUUAUGGCCAUACCAAAGAUGA
Molecule: messenger RNA, 930 nt
Organism: Eremothecium cymbalariae DBVPG#7215
Lineage: Eukaryota; Fungi; Ascomycota; Saccharomycetes; Saccharomycetales; Saccharomycetaceae
Gene: COX18
Product: membrane insertase COX18
Exons: 1
Coding region: 1-930 (309 amino acids)
Biological process (GO): protein insertion into mitochondrial inner membrane from matrix; mitochondrial respiratory chain complex IV assembly
Cellular component (GO): mitochondrial inner membrane
Molecular function (GO): membrane insertase activity
Source: RefSeq, a predicted model, not a curated record